This is a messenger RNA of Scophthalmus maximus (turbot), 3816 nucleotides long. RefSeq names its product G protein-coupled receptor 85 (gene gpr85). Gene Ontology annotation, biological process: G protein-coupled receptor signaling pathway. Gene Ontology annotation, cellular component: plasma membrane. The record is from RefSeq and is a predicted model, not a curated record. Gene Ontology annotation, molecular function: G protein-coupled receptor activity. The transcript has 2 exons. The coding region runs from base 987 to 2120 and encodes 377 amino acids. NCBI's taxonomy places the organism in Eukaryota, Metazoa, Chordata, Actinopteri, Pleuronectiformes, Scophthalmidae.
UUACAAUUUAAAAAAAAGCAAAAAACAUAUACAGCAGUAUCAAAAUUUAAAGUACUUGUCCCGCAAGAUGAAACCCUCCUGCUGUGACUGAUGUUUUAUGGAGUGUGACAACGUUGAAUUAUAAAUAGUGUUGUCGUUGCUUUAUAGUCCAGUGGCUCUGCAAAGCUGCCAGAUAAAUGUGGUGAAGUGGGAAGUAUCAUAAACAUAUAGUGUAAAGCUAGGUAGUGUUAAAUGUAAAUACUGUAAGUAGACCACAAAUAUGGUCUCCGAAAAUGGAACUUCAGGCCCGUAUCCAAGAGGGCGGUGAAUCACGAGCAACUGGACCUGGUUGUCGAUUUUUGAAGACAUUUCACGUCUCAUCCAAGAGACUUCUCCAGUUCCAACCCCCGCGGAGUGUCUGCCCGCGCUCCACGGAGGUUAAAUGCCUGAAAGAUCUUCCAAGAAUCUAACCAAGUCCAGUUGCUCCUGAUUCGACACCCUUGUGGUUAUGACCUGGAUGAAGGAGAAUCUCCACAGACACCUUAAAGGGGCAGUAAGCGAUUUUAGAGGAGGAUUGUCUCUCUCGUCGAUGUUGUUGUGAAAUCAUACUGAACUGGCCGGACGGCGAACCCACAGCCUGGGAUAUGUGAGACCGACGUGCUGACCACGAGGUUAAAACCCCUGAGUCGUAGCAUCAUUCACUAGCAUGUCUCCUAAGGUGUCGGGGAGUGAGGUUUACAAACUGCACACGCUGUGUUGUGUGGUGCGGUCCCCGCCACUUUUUGUUUGUUUUUUCGAUUUCCAGAGCCGGGGCUGAGCCGAAAAAAACCCCCGGAUUUCCAACAGCUCGCCGCCCGUGUGAUGAGACAAAGGAACAAAGGAUGCCUUAGGGGAGAGGUUGCCUAUAAGCCUGGAAACCUCUUCAAAGCACACCACCGAAUGGAUGUAACGCCUCCCCCCGCCACCUCCAGAUCAUGAUACUUGGCUAAAGCUAUUCCGCUAUCUUUAUGAUCCCUCCUCCAUCUAUGGCGAACUAUAGCCAUGCAGGGGACCACACCGUCUUGCAGAAUGUCUCUCCUCUCGCCACGUUCCUCAAAUUGACCUCUCUGGGUUUCAUCAUUGGCGUCGGUGUGGUUGGAAACCUCCUGAUCUCCAUCCUGCUGGUCAAAGACAAGAGCCUGCACCGAGCGCCCUACUAUUUCCUGCUGGACCUGUGCGCCUCUGACAUCCUGCGCUCCGCCAUCUGCUUCCCCUUUGUCUUCACCUCGGUCAAGAAUGGGUCCACCUGGACGUACGGCACGCUGACUUGCAAAGUGAUCGCCUUCCUCGGUGUGCUCUCCUGUUUCCACACGGCGUUCAUGCUGUUCUGUGUCAGCGUCACUCGUUACCUGGCCAUCGCUCACCACCGCUUUUACACCAAGAGGCUGACCUUCUGGACCUGUCUGGCUGUCAUCUGCAUGGUGUGGACGUUGUCAGUGGCCAUGGCGUUCCCGCCGGUGCUGGACGUGGGGACGUACUCCUUUAUCCGGGAGGAGGACCAGUGCACAUUCCAGCACCGCUCCUUCAGGGCAAAUGAUUCGCUGGGCUUCAUGCUCCUGCUGGCGCUCAUCCUCCUCGCCACACAGCUGGUUUACCUCAAGCUCAUCUUUUUUGUCCACGACCGUCGAAAGAUGAAGCCCGUCCAGUUCGUGCCUGCCGUCAGCCAGAACUGGACCUUCCACGGGCCGGGCGCCAGUGGGCAGGCGGCGGCCAAUUGGCUGGCCGGAUUUGGCCGCGGCCCCACCCCGCCUACUUUGCUGGGCAUCCGGCAGAACAGCAACGCAGCAGGCCGCAGGCGUCUACUGGUAUUGGAUGAAUUCAAAACAGAGAAGAGGAUUAGCAGGAUGUUCUACAUCAUGACGUUUUUCUUCCUGGCUCUGUGGGGGCCGUAUCUGGUCGCCUGCUACUGGCGGGUGUUUGCAAGGGGCCCCGUGGUCCCUGGGGGCUACCUGACGGCAGCCGUGUGGAUGAGCUUUGCCCAGGCUGGGGUCAAUCCUUUCAUCUGCAUCUUCUCCAACAGGGAGCUCCGGCGCUGCUUCAGCACCACACUCCUCUACUGCAGAAAAUCCAGGUUACCAAGGGAACCCUACUGCGUUAUAUGAAGGUUUUGCUGUGGGUUUUUUUUUCUCAUCUUUGUCUCUAUUUCCCUGAUUGAUCUUGAUGUGGGCUCGUUCCCGCUGUACAGCGCACUCUCUUUCUAUCUCUCUUCUCUUCAUCCUCCAGUUUUCCUCCUGUUCCUCCUUCUCCGAACCCCUGUUUCAGAGGUGGAAGGUCGACUACCAAUCACGAGGCUCUGUUGGGAUGAUUGAAUAUGAAAUGUAUCAAACAUGGAGGCUGAGGGGAAUGGGAAUGCGCAGGAGGUCUGGAUCCCCUCCUGUGUUUAUGUUCUAGUAAACAGACAUUGUGGAAGGCCAUGCCAACGCAGAGAAGCAAAAAGCUGAAAAAGGAAAGAAAAAAGAGAAAGAUUUGACAGAACAAUAAAAAACAAGAACUCUUUCUUUGGAUAAUUUGAAGAUGCAUUAUUCUGUGAGGUGUGAAAUACGUAAAUAUGAAAAGAAAAAGAAAAAAAAGUUGCACUAAAAAGAAGAUGUAAAGAUGCUUUUUUUUGGUCAACAGUUGCAUUGCAAGGACAACUUUUUCUUUUUUUUUCUCCUCCCAAACGAAACAAUGAAUGCUUUAAUUUGCAACAGACUACACAAUCGCUGUAAGUAGCAGCAAAACUUGGUGACUGUUGGAAUACACCACCACGAGAGGAUAAAAUGGUUUUAAUGUAAGUGAUGAUCUUGAUUUCAUUUACGGGGCGGGGGCUUAAUGGUGGGGAUUUACAUUGUGUGGUUUUUGAAGUUGCAACUUAAAAACUAGAAAUGAUUUCUUGUAGUUUUAUGAUCCAUAUGUCCCUAGUGUCCGGCAUUGUUAUUUUUCUUAACACCUUUUACAAAAAAAAAGAGGAAAAAAAAAAAGAUGAAAUGAUGUUUGGAUUAAAAUAAAAGUUGCUUUUAAUGACGACAACCUUGUGCUUAAAAAAGACAUUGAAGAAGUAGUUAAAUGUUUCAUCAUAUCCAUGUACCUAAACACUAUCAUAUUGUUACAGUAUUGCUGAUGCCACUCCGGGUGUUCUUGCCUUAAUGGUUAUGAUAUUGUCAUGUUUCUUGAUUGUUGGGUUAUUUUUUAUUUCAUUCAUUCCUAAAGAGAGGGGGGGGGGGGGGGGGAUUUUGAAGCGAAGGGACUUUUCUUUUUCACAUCAACGUGAAGUGCAUGUCCAUUUUUUUAAAAGCUGGUCCACUCCCAUGAGCAUCACAGGCCAUACACUGAGCAGCCCAUUUUUAUUCUGCAGUGGUUUGCUACACCCCACAGAGUGCUCAGAGCACAGGGAGUGUGUGUGUGUGUGUGUGUGUGUGUGUGUGUGUGUGUACUUCAGAGCGUGUGUGCUGCGUGGAUCAGACAACAGUCACUUCAAGACCAGAGCCUUAGUAUGAAAUCUUGCACAAUUUGUAAAAAAUGUAAAAUGAAAAACAAAAAGGAAAAAAAAAAAGGCACACCGUCGUGUUUCUACUUUCCCUACAUUUGCUCUCAACUGAUUGUUUUCAAUGACUUACUUUUUUCUCUUGUGGCCAUUUUAAUAUUUAUUAUUAUGUAUUAUUUUUUGUAUAUUAUAGAUAGAUUGUGUGUAAGUAUGUGAGUCUUUUAAUUUUUUGAAGUCCCGAAUGUGAGUACAGUUUCAGUUAGGAUUGCAUUUGCUGAAAGUUACCCGUGUAAUCUGUUGCUUUUUUGAAAAUAAAAAGUUUCCAUUUUGCAAAA